UUCAGUUGUUGAGUGGACGAAACGACGAUCACACGUGCGAAUCAUAGCGGACUUGAACGUUGUUUUUCAAGCGCUCAAACAGCAGACACGGAAAAGCUGGGUCUGUGUACUAUAAAUAGCGGUAGUGUUGAACGUUUGCACUCAAGAUAGUCAAAGAGUAGUGAAAAUAAGUGAAAUAAUACAACAAAACUAAGUAAAUGUAAAUAUCAAAGAGUUCCACGCUUUCAAGCUCUACAUACAUAUGCAAAAUUUGAUCUCCAAGCAAAAUGCACAGAAUAGCCGGAAAUAAGCUUAAAGAGAAUACUCGGUUGUUUAUCUUGCUCAUACUAAGCGCUUUUAGCGCUGCGAAACAGUACAACGAGGGAGAUUUCUGUGAUCUUGCGGGUUACAACGGAACAUGCUUAAGAGCCACAAAAUGUUCUCACUUACCGGCCUUGGCGCAUACCUGGGGUUUGAGACGAGAGCAAAUUGGUCAUUGUGGUUUUUCGAUGAUGGAAGAAAUAAUUUGUUGUCCUUUACCAAAACUGCAAAGUCCAGUUCCCAACAUUUUAGAAGAAUUUAAGCCGACCGAAACUUGUGCGUUACCUGAGGAGAGUAGUGAAAAACCUAGAGCAGGCAUACAAAUAGAGACUGGGCGUUCAAAUGCUGACAGGGCCGGAGACAAUGCAAACGAGGAAAGCAAUAUUCUUGAUAGCAUAUUUAAAAAAUAUGUUAAACCGAUUGUGGCUGUGAACGAAAACGAGCGAAUAAAAAUGCCAAACGGAAAUGCAAAUGAAAGACUAAUCCAACUGUUUAAUGGAAACGUACCGAUUCAUGGUAAAGCCGAGGGCAGCAUAAAAGGUGGCAAUGAAAACCGUGUGCCCGCUGGAAAAGUUGGACAACGAAUGCAAGAGAUUGACAUUUCCGCGCCUAUCUGGAACGUGAAAGCUGAUACACCAUGUGAGACGAGACACUAUAAUGGCACAUGCAAGACAAAAAUACAGUGCAGACAUUUAGCCGCUAGCUUGGCGAACAUGCGUUUAAAUGAUACGGAUGUGGCUCAUUGCGAUCAAGAAGAUAUAAUUUGUUGUCCCAAUAUUGAGCGACCAGCUGUUCGUGCCUGUCGAGACAUUGAACGCAGUUUAGGGCCAUAUCAAGGGGAACAUGUUAUCGGUGGCUAUAAAGUGUCCGCCACGGAAUACCCUUUUAUGGCUCACAUUUUUUAUGACCGUCCCGAUUAUAUCUGUGGUGGCACAUUGAUUCACGAUCGUUUCGUGCUAACAGCAGCGCAUUGUGUCGUAGUGAGAGGAGGCAAAGCUAUAAAAGUAACUUUGGGUGUUGCUAAUAUAAAUGAUCCUAAAGAAGCGCGCUAUCGGCAAGCUAUAGAUAUUAAGAGAACGAUUGAGCAUGAGCAAUAUUCCAGCUUUUCAAACUAUUUCGACAUAGCAGUGAUUGAAUUGGCUAAAGCGGUCGAAUACAGUCUAACCGUUAAUCCGACAUGCCUGCAUACCGAUCAAACAGAGUUACCUGACGGCAUUGAACUAACUACGGCUGGAUGGGGAAAGACCGAGAGUGGAGGGACCUCAGAACAUUUAUUAGCGGUGCAGCUGAAUAAAUUAUCGCUUGCACAAUGUAAUCAAAGUUAUGCGUCUAGAAUUGGACGUGCUAUAAAUCAUGGCAUUGAAGAUACACAACUCUGUGCGCUUGCGCACGGAAAGGAUUCGUGUGGCGGUGACUCCGGUGGCCCUUUACUCCUAAGUGAAAAUGCGGCUUAUAACAGCUACAGAGUCGUCGGGAUCGUUUCCUUUGGUUCAGAAGUAUGUGGCGGUACUAUGCCGGGUGUAUACACCAGGGUGUCAAAGUUUUUGGAUUUCGUUGAAGCCAUUGUCUGGCCGGAUGAACUGCACUAAAGUUAGUGCAUAUUUACACAGUAUACAUCAUAAAUUAAUAGACAUAUGUAUAACUAAGUUACUUAAAAAUAAACUACAACUAUUUUAAGUGUUUGUAAAGUAAAAAGAAAAUCUAUGAGAAUUAUAAUAAUAAAAUACA
Messenger RNA from Bactrocera tryoni, 2028 nucleotides. Its product is annotated as phenoloxidase-activating factor 3-like. Gene Ontology annotation, molecular function: serine-type endopeptidase activity. The coding region runs from base 267 to 1889 and encodes 540 amino acids. Gene Ontology annotation, biological process: proteolysis. The record is from RefSeq and is a predicted model, not a curated record. Lineage: Eukaryota; Metazoa; Arthropoda; Insecta; Diptera; Tephritidae. The transcript has 9 exons.